CGCGACAGCUAAGAAAAGGGCAGAGGAUGCCGAACAGGCACGUCUGCUGGCCAUGCAACAACAGCGCCAGCACGACGAGGCAGCAGCAGGGGCUGAUGAUGAAGAAAGAACACAGCGUCGUGAGAAGAUAUUCACCGGAGAGCGUGCGUUACGUACCAUGGCAGCAGAAUGGCGAAGCGAGGCCGAGAACAGCCAGUUGGAGGACAGCGCAAACAAGAUAGCGCUCCUCCUCUCGCAUCUCACGGAUCUCCUGGCAACCUGCUUUACACAGCAGGAGGAGAUCCUCGGUCUCGACAAGUCGGUAGCUAACCUCCAAGACCGCCUUCAGCGGGUGGAGCAGCGACCAGUCGCCGUUGCCGACGCAGGCUCUUCCAAUACUGCCGACCGCCUCACCGCAUUGGAGAUGCACGUCGGCUCCCUCCAGGAUGGCGCACAGUUACACCAGACUGCGAGGCAACAAUUGCAACAGCGGAUCUGCACUACCGCCACCACCUCGAGUCCGGAGCCGCGCGAGACAGCUCUUAAGUUCGAUGGGGAUGAGAUCUUCCACGACUCAAUCAAGACAGAUCCAAUUCCAUGGUUUCGCAGCGUCAAGGAAAACAAGCACCACACUUACUUGUACUCUCGCUCAGGGGGGGCGUGUCAGGCGUGGUUGGACAACUUGUUGUCCAAGUACGGAGUGGUAGCAGCGAACUUGCACACCAUGAUCAGCUGGGAUGAUCUGAAGGCGGCGUGGCACAAGCGGUUCCAGGUGGAGCCGCCAGAGAUCAAAGCCAUGGACAAGCUUAUGGUCUUCGAGCAAGGCUGGCUGCCGAGUACGGACUGGAUCGCCGAGUACCAACGCUUGACGUCAGUCCCAGGCAUCCAGAUGGGUUUCAAGGCCAUCCGCCACUACUUCAUCUCAAGGUCAUGUCCGGCAUUGAGCAAUGCCCUGACGCAUGUCGAGGACACCUUGACGACGACGGCGGAACUAUUCGACAAGGCGUCGCAGAUCAUCGUUACGAACAAGGAGGCCAAGAACCUCUGUUCUUCUGCGUCAGGCCCGAGCGGGAACCAGCAUCGGCCACGAGUGGCCGUGAUCGUUGCGGCAGUGCCGUUAGACCAAACCAGCGAGGCUGCGUCUGCCAGUGAAGGAGACAGAUUCGCAGCCGCCCGGGAAGGUGGCCGCGCCGGCAGAGACCGAGGGCGCGGCAAGCCGAAGACACACACCAUUUCUAGCCCCGGGCCCAGUGCAGCAGCUCAGACAGGCCCAUGGACCCCGAAGAAGAACAAGGAUCUACGAUUGUGCUUCGACUACCGUAAGCUCAACGCGCAAACCGUCAAGAAUGCGGGGCCUCUUCCUCGCAUCGACGAUCUUCUCGAGCGGCUGGGCGGUGCGAAGUAUUUUUCCAAGUUGGAUUUGAAAUCAGGAUACCAUCAAAUCUCGAUUUCAAAUGAUCGCUACAAAACCGCAUUCAAGAUGCGGUACGGGCAUUUCAAGUGGGUGGUCAUGCCUUUUGGCCUCACCAACGCCCCGGCGACAUUCCAGGCGGCGAUGACCAAUGAGUUUCGUGCAAUGUUGGACAGGUUCGUGCUGGUCUACUUAGACGAUAUUCUCGUCUACAGCCGGACAUUGGAGGAUCAUCUUGGACAUCUUCGACGAGUAUUGGAGACGCUCCGUCGUGCCAAGUACAAGGCCAACCGCGACAAGUGCGAAUUUGUCCGGCAAGAGAUGGAAUACUUGGGCCAUUUUGUUACACCGGAGGGCAUCAGUCCGCUAUCGGGUAAGAUUCAGGCCGUCCAAGAGUGGCCGGAGCCUCGGAACGUCACGGAUGUCCGCUCGUUCCUCGGUCUUACCGGCUACUAUCAGCGCUUCAUCAAAGGCUACUCCAAGAUCGCGACCCACUUGAACAAGCUUCAGCGCGAGGAUUAGUCAUUUGACUUUGGAGAGGAGGCGCGGGGAUCAUUCCUCACUCUCAAAGCCGCGCUAUUGUCUGCGGAG
Messenger RNA from Chara braunii, 1981 nucleotides. The record is from the annotation of a GenBank genome assembly. NCBI's taxonomy places the organism in Eukaryota, Viridiplantae, Streptophyta, Charophyceae, Charales, Characeae.